Messenger RNA from Acaromyces ingoldii, 447 nucleotides. RefSeq lists its product as hypothetical. Bases 1 to 447 code for a protein of 148 amino acids. Lineage: Eukaryota; Fungi; Basidiomycota; Exobasidiomycetes; Exobasidiales; Cryptobasidiaceae. The record is from RefSeq and is a predicted model, not a curated record. The transcript has 3 exons.
AUGGCUCCUUCCACGCCUAGAAAGACACCCGUGAAGCCUGAAGCUUCCCCCGCCAAGUCCAGCGCAUCGUCCACCCAGUGGUCCGUCGAACAAGACAAGAUCCUCAAGCGCGGCGUCCUGGACCUUAUCAUGGCGCACAAGGCCGAGCUGAAGCGUCUGCCCGGUCUCGAGCCAUGGACGAGCAAUGCCGGGUCGGGCAUCAACUCCCGCGUCGUCAGUCUCUGCUCCAAUCUGGCAAAGCAGGCACCAGCAGUCGAGUUUGAGAAGCCAAAGAGCUCGACACGGAAAAUCCCUGCACCUGACACGCCCGGCAGGACACCGUCCAAGAAGCGCAGAUUCCAUGAGAAUGAGGACUCGCCUUCGAAGAAGCGCAAGGCGAAAGGCUGCAGCGACGAAGAAGAAGAAGAAGAAGAGGAUGGCAAGGUCUUUGACAACGCAGAUGACUAG